AUGAUCGUCAAACAAGUCACAAUUAUUUUAACUCUCUUUUUAUUAUUGAGAGGAAGUUUCGCUGAAAUAAAUCCAAAUGAACAAGCAAAUGCUGCUAUGGAUGUGAUUGCUCGAGCUAUUCCCGACCAAUUUAAUCAUUUUCGUGUUUCUGUCGACUUUUCUUUGCCAAAAAACUUUUAUGAGAUUUCCGUCUGUGAUGAUGUUCAAAUAAAAGCCUCAUCUGGCGUCGCUGCAGUUCGUGGCUUUUACGAUUAUCUCCGUAAAUUCCACAAAACUCAAGUAGCUUGGGAAGGAAAUCAGCUAGAUUUUAAUUUUAUCAGCGGAGAUUGUCACAAAUUCAACAAAACGUCUGAUAGUGAAGUCAUUUAUUUUCAAAAUGUUUGCACUUUUGGCUACAGUUACGCUUGGUACACCUUCGAGGAUUGGCGCAAACAUAUCGAUUGGAUCGCAAUGCACGGAAUAAAUUUAGUUCUUGCGCCAUUUCAGGAGGAUGUGUGGCACGAAUUGUACCAAAAAUGGGGAAUGACAGACGAGGAAAUUGGGGAACAUUUUGCUGGACCAACUUUUUUCCCGUGGCAGCGAAUGGGAAACUUUCGUGGCUUCGGAGGACCUUUUUCUGAGCAUUUUAUGCGGUAUUCGUCGCGAUUGCAGCAAAUAGUUAUUCACGAAUACCGGAAAUUGGGCAUAAAAUUUGCUUUGCCAUCGUUUGCGGGACAUGUCCCGAUCGCGUUUAAGCGAAUUUUUCCUCAAACGAAGUUUCAAGAAACGAGUCGUUGGAUGAAUUUUCCGAAAAAGUUUUGUUGUCCUUUAUAUUUGGAUCCAACAGACGAACUUUUUCACAAAAUUGGAACGGAAUUUCUCACAAAAAUGAUCGAAAAAUAUAAUUCAAGUCACAUUUACUUCGCUGAUCCCUUUAACGAACUCAAACCUCCUUCAAACGAACCUUCGUACCUCAAAAAUGUAUCAACGGCAAUUUAUAAUGUCAUGUCAGCAGUCGAUCCGGAAGCCACGUGGCUCUUGCAAGGAUGGAUGUUUCAUAACGCCAAAGAUUUUUGGAAAGAGCGUCAAAUGAAAGCUUUUUUAACCGCCAUCCCCUUGGGUAAAAUGCUCGUUUUGGACUUACAUUCGGAUCAAUUUCCUCAAUAUGAAAAAACGAAAUCCUUCUAUGGUCAACCCUUUAUUUGGUGCAAUUUACACAAUUUUGGCGGAAAUCAUGGAAAUUUCGGAAGUGCUCCAUUAGUUGCAUCGAGAGCAAAAGCAGCUUUUAACAAUGAAAGUUUGUCCAUGAUCGGAGUCGGCAUCACUCCUGAAGGAAUAAACCAGAAUCACGUCGUUUAUGAGUUCACAAUGGAUGUUGCGUGGCAAGGAAAGGAGGGUUUUGACACGAAAAAAUGGUUUAAGGACUACGGGAAGAAUCGUUAUGGGAAAAUUUGGAGAGAUGAUGAAAGAGCGUGGGAAACGUUGCAUGACAGUGUCUAUAAUUAUAACGGAUUGAAGCAUAUUGGAGGCACAGAUGUAGCUUUGGUCUCGGAUUCACCAAGUUUGGGACUUGAACCGUGGAGCUUUUUCCAUCCCAACAAAGUCCGCACAGUCGUUCACGAGCUCCUCUCGUACCGUCAUCGCAACAUGAGCAAAUUAUACGAGUACGACGUCGUUGAUUUCACUCGUCAGUACUUGCAGAAUAUGAUUGAUUUGCAAUAUAUCGCUAUAAUUGAUGGUUACCGCAACAAAUCAGUUAGCGCCGUGAAACGUCAUUCGCAUUUGUUUCUUCACAUGGUCCGAAAUAUGAAUCGUAUCUUACGCACAAACGAAAAUUUCCUGCUCGGAAAGUGGAUAAAAGCUGCUCGUUUCUUGGGAUCGACUGAAAAAGAGAAAAACUUGUUUGAAUUUAAUGCACGGAAUCAAGUGACACUUUGGGGACCCAAUGGCGAGAUCAGUAAUUACGGAAUUAAACAAUGGUCUGGGUUAGUUAAGGACUACAUGUAUCCCCGAUGGCGCUAUUUUCUGAAAGUUUUGAUAAAAACGAUGGAAAUGGGCGAAAUUUUCGAUGAAGAGUACGUUUUGGAUUGCAUCCGAAGAGAAAUUGAGUUGCCAUUCGGUAAUAGCACGAAAAAAUAUGAAACGGAGACUUAUGGAUUGAGUACAGAUGUUGCCCGUAAAAUUUUGUUUCAGUACAAAAAUGUUCAUAUCGACCCAAAAUGGCUUGAAAAAUACUUGAAUCCAUGAAAAAAUUAAUUUUCAACUUUAUUUUUGUCCUUUUCGUGUUUCUUUGUGUGUUGCAGUAACUCGCUACAUGUCACAAAGGCCUUCUCACAGCCCUCAUUUUUGCAUUUGUAUCGUUUUUCAUUCAAAUGACUCCGUUUGUGGUUCAACAAAUUAUGCGAAUACAGAAAUUUCUUUGGGCAAAGGUCACAUUCG
Messenger RNA from Culicoides brevitarsis, 2418 nucleotides. Its product is annotated as alpha-N-acetylglucosaminidase-like. NCBI's taxonomy places the organism in Eukaryota, Metazoa, Arthropoda, Insecta, Diptera, Ceratopogonidae. The coding region runs from base 1 to 2226 and encodes 741 amino acids. The transcript is spliced from 4 exons. The record is from RefSeq and is a predicted model, not a curated record.